AAGUGCUCGAGGCUUGGCCGGCGCCGGCGCUCGCUGCGUGAGGGGGAGAGACGACAACGGCGGCGGGAGGCGAUGAAGAGCGGCCGGGCCCGGAGUUCCUGAGGGGGCCGAGCCGGGCCAAAACCCCCCCGCCGGAGCCAUGGCGGCUAAUAUGUACCGGGUGGGCGAUUACGUCUACUUUGAGAAUUCCUCUAGUAACCCCUACCUCGUACGCCGCAUUGAGGAGCUCAACAAGACAGCCAAUGGCAAUGUGGAGGCCAAGGUGGUUUGUCUGUUUCGACGGCGCGAUAUCUCCAGUAGCCUCAACAGUCUGGCUGACAGCAAUGCCCGAGAAUUUGAAGAAGAAUCCAAACAGCCUUCGGUGUCAGAGCAGCAGCGGCACCAGCUGAAGCACCGGGAGCUUUUCUUAUCCCGGCAGUUCGAGUCCCUGCCUGCUACCCACAUACGGGGGAAGUGCAGCGUUACCCUGCUUAAUGAGACAGACGUCCUCAGCCAGUACCUGGACAAAGAGGAUUGUUUCUUCUAUUCCCUGGUGUUUGACCCUGUUCAGAAGACUCUCCUGGCUGACCAGGGUGAAAUCCGAGUAGGCUGCAAGUACCAGGCAGAAAUUCCUGACCGGCUGGCAGAAGGAGAGUCCGAUAACCGGAAUCAGCAGAAGAUGGAGAUGAAGGUUUGGGACCCUGACAACCCCCUAACGGACCGCCAGAUCGACCAGUUCCUCGUGGUGGCUCGGGCCGUUGGUACUUUUGCGCGAGCCCUUGACUGCAGCAGCUCCAUCCGGCAACCCAGCCUUCACAUGAGCGCAGCGGCUGCCUCCCGGGAUAUCACGCUGUUCCACGCAAUGGAUACACUGCAGCGGAAUGGGUACGAUCUGGCUAAAGCCAUGUCUACGCUGGUACCCCAGGGAGGCCCUGUACUAUGCAGGGAUGAGAUGGAGGAAUGGUCAGCUUCAGAAGCGAUGCUCUUUGAGGAAGCCCUGGAGAAAUACGGCAAAGACUUCAACGACAUCCGGCAGGACUUUCUGCCAUGGAAAUCCCUGGCUAGCAUUGUGCAGUUCUACUACAUGUGGAAAACCACGGACCGAUACAUCCAGCAGAAAAGGUUGAAAGCAGCUGAAGCCGAUAGCAAGCUGAAGCAGGUGUACAUCCCCACGUACACGAAACCCAAUCCGAACCAAAUCAUCUCAGUGGGCUCCAAGCCUGGCAUGAACGGAGCUGGCUUCCAGAAGGGGCUGACCUGUGAGAGCUGCCACACCACUCAGUCGGCACAGUGGUAUGCCUGGGGCCCCCCCAAUAUGCAGUGCCGCCUCUGUGCUUCCUGUUGGAUCUACUGGAAGAAAUAUGGAGGCCUGAAGACCCCGACGCAACUCGAGGGAGCAGCGCGCAGCGUCACGGAGCCACACUCCCGGGGCCACAUGUCUCGCCCAGAAGCCCAGAGCCUCUCGCCAUACACAACCAGCGCCAAUCGGGCCAAGCUUCUGGCCAAGAACCGGCAAACCUUCCUGCUGCAGACCACCAAACUGACCCGCAUCGCACGCCGCAUGUGCCGGGAUAUCUUGCAGCCGCGCCGUGCCGCUCGGCGCCCUUACGCACCCAUCAAUGCCAAUGCCAUCAAGGCAGAGUGCUCCAUUCGACUACCCAAAGCAGCAAAGACCCCCCUCAAGAUCCACCCUCUGGUGCGGCUUCCACUGGCCACCAUAGUCAAGGAGCUCGCUGCGCAGGCCCCCCUAAAGCCAAAAACUCCCCGAGGCACCAAGACACCCAUCAACAGAAAUCAGCUGACCCCGAACCGAGGCUUGGCUGGCAUCGUGGGCAAGCGAGCAUAUGAAAGUGUGGCAGGGGGCGGGCUCCCCUUCUCGGCCAACGGGCGGCCCAUGACUUCCGGAAUGAGGUCGAGCACUCAGCCUGCCAUCAAGCGUCAGAAGCUGAACCCGGCCGACGCCCCCAACCCAGUCGUUUUUGUGGCAACCAAGGACACCAGGGCCCUCCGCAAAGCCCUGAGUCACCUGGAGAUGCGCCGUGCUGCCCGCCGGCCCAACCUGCCACUCAAAGUGAAGUUGGUGCUGCCUCACCGGCCUGUGGUGGCCCCCCUGGUGCCCGUUCCCCCAGCCCAUCCUGCCAGCACCAGCGAGCCCAUCAUCCUGGAAGACUGAGUGCUAUCACUUCUGUGGCGGCCCCUCUAGGAUCCUUGUAGCCAUCUCAUCUAGCACCCACCUGCCCCUUUUUUUCAGUGUCCGAGCCCUGUCUGGCAAGCGUCAGAGCCCCUGUUUGCCACGCGUCUGCUGGGAACAAGCCAGGCAGGGAGGGAGACAUCUCUCCCCCAAGGUUGUUCCUGGACACCCUUCAUUCUCCUUUUUAUAUAUAUAUAAAUAUAUUUUAAUUUCCACAUUGACCUUUUUUUUAACCCUCCCCCUUGUUGAAAAUUCAGACUUGCGCAAAAAGUUGGCCUCCCACUCCCCCCCACCCCCCCAGGCAACACCUUGAAUACAAUUUGCACCUUCUUCUCAAAGCGGGCAGGAGACUGCAAGGGUGACACGAAACUGGAGCCACGCAGAAGCCCUUCCGGAGUUCUUUCCACCUCUCCUCUGCAGCUGUUCUUCCUUCCUUUUGUUUGUCUCUCUGCUUCUUGGUGUCUGUCACUUUUUUUUUUAAAGUUGCCCUCUGGCCCCAUAUACUACCUGUGUAUCUGGACAAGAGGGACGAUCCCAUUGAGACCCUAAAUCCCAGGCAACAUGGCAACCCUCCCCCCUUUUGGCCCCCUCUUCCAUCCCUUUGAUGAGCCCAUUUUUUGUACAUGGUUUGAAAAGAAAGUCAGGUUUUUUUAAGUCAACCUGUAACUGGUUCUUAUAGCAACAAAGAAAUAAAUGCUGUUUUCUUCAUA
Sphaerodactylus townsendi is the source of this 2880-nucleotide messenger RNA. RefSeq names its product metastasis associated 1 family member 2 (gene MTA2). Gene Ontology annotation, biological process: negative regulation of transcription by RNA polymerase II. The record is from RefSeq and is a predicted model, not a curated record. The coding region runs from base 140 to 2152 and encodes 670 amino acids. Gene Ontology annotation, molecular function: transcription corepressor activity; chromatin binding; histone deacetylase binding. The transcript is spliced from 18 exons. Lineage: Eukaryota; Metazoa; Chordata; Lepidosauria; Squamata; Sphaerodactylidae. Gene Ontology annotation, cellular component: nucleoplasm; NuRD complex.